UGUCUGCCUGUCAACUAACCGGGCUUGACUGAUCGAGAUGUAAACCUAGCCAGGUUAUUGCCUUCGUCCACUAAAAUCUGACCUGCGCUUGCUGUCCUUGUGCAUCAGUGCUGGUCAUCAUUCAGAUAGUUACAGAUGGAAUUUCAUGACUUGAUGCGUUUUGAAUAGGACGAAGAGAUGUGUCUGAUAAGAUAUGUCCCUUUGAGAUCACAGAAUGAGAGCAGCAUGAAAUGCAAAGACAGCACAAGAAGAUACAAGAAUCUCACAAAUCCACAAAAAUCAGGUGCUUGGCACACUGAACUUACUGAUCUGUGUAGGAUUUGUGCUGUGGUCCAUUUAUUGAAGAUGUGAAACAACAUCAAGUCUGAGAUUGGAAUUACUGACUGACUGGAUGAAAUUUUAGUCCUUGUGAUGCACAUGGACAUGCUGAAUUAUAAGUAAUUCUAGCUUCUUCUCCCCUCCCCUCCCUUCCCCUCACUCAGCUAUCUCAGGGUUCAUAGAGAUUUCAAUGGUUUGUGUGCCUGUAAGUUUGGAACAGAAGUGACCAAAAAUGGGGGACCAGCAAUUGUAUAAAACUAAUCAUACUGCCAACAACAACGAGAACUUGUACUACGAACAACACCAAAUGAACUCCCUUCCAUCUCUAAAUCACAGCUAUGGGACAUCUGUUAUGGAUGCUCCCCAGGCAUCUCCCCUCUCCCCUCCAUUUCCCCAAGAUUCAAGGGACAGUAUAGCUUUGCCUGUAGGUUCAAAAAGUCUUGGGUCGAUGGAUACAUCUAGACAAACCGGUUGGACACAUUCUGGCUCAGGAAACCAUGUCCCAGCAAGGAACAGUUUCAAUAAUCAAAGCUCAAUGUGGAGCCCCCUCGGGCAGGGGGAGUCCCAUGACGGAUACCAAUAUUCUUACCCUCAACCCAGUGAAAACCGAUCGCAAAAAAUCACCAGUGGGGUCCUGCACAAAUUGGACUCCUUUACACAAGUAUUUGCCAACCAAAAUCUGAGAAUUCAAGUCAACAACAUGGCUCAGGUUCUGCACACCGAGUCUUCAAUGGUGGAUAAUUCUGGUGACAGUGCCCUCAGGCAGCUGCUCUCCCAGAAGCCGGCGGUUGAGCAACAACCGGUAACUUCCACCGUGCAAAGAUACCAACCAGUGCCACAGCAAACACACCAGAAUUUUGCAAGCACGCAGCAAAAGCAACAAAUGCAAGUCAUGCAGCACCAACAGUUGUACUACGACUACCAGCAGCACUUAUCACAGAUGCAGAUGCAUUCUGCGUUCCAGCAGGGACAGGCGCACGUUCCACAAAUGCAGUCCCAGCAGCUCCUGCCACAACAGAUGCAGCACUUGCAGCAGCCUCAGUACUACGCUCAGCCCCAGCAGGGACACCAGCGGCUCUCGAUCCAGGAGAUGCAGCAGCAGCAGCCAGCUCGGCAGCAGCGGCAGUGCCCGGUGCAGAUCGCUCAGUAUUACCCAACGCAACCUGUCAUGCAGCAGUUACAGCAGCAGCAGCAGCAGAUGCCAUUGCCGCUUCCUCCGUAUCACAGGGAACCCGAUCCAAAGGCUAUGCACGAACCGCACCAGUACUCUCAGGAUCCCAGUCAUCCUGUGCAGCUUAUCCAGUUGGGAGCAGUGCCUCAGUAUUGCUUCCAAGAUCCCCACGAACAGUACAGGCACCUGUACCCCCAGAGUUUACUGCAGCAGCAAGAGCAGCAGAAGCAAUACCUGAGUGAGAGCAGAGUGCCGUCCCACAUUGGCCUCACUCCACCAGAGACCGCCGAGGAUCCCGCACGGCAGGAGAUUAAUUCUGUAGGUAAUGCUGUCCCUCAUCGAACGCUUUUGCCGCCCUCGGGAGUUCAUCUGAACAACAAAAGCUCUCAGCAAGACUCUCCCAGCACCACGUGGCCUCAGCAGAUCCAACUGUCAGAUGGCAGACUGCAGCCACUGUCCCCAGAACAAAGCGGCCAGAACAGAGAAACACUUCCUGACAGAGCUGAUGCGAAGAACAAACUAAUGUGUUCAAUAUGCUUGAAGGAAUUUAAGAGUUUGCCGGCUCUAAAUGGUCACAUGAGGUCACACGGAGGAGUAAGAUCAUCUCCUAACUUCAAACAGGAUGAAGGAGAGAAACCACCACAGCAGCCGCUGCCUAAAGAGGUGGAUGGCCUCGCGCCCAUCGUCAUGCCAGUGUCUGUCCCUGUAAAGCUUCUGUCACCUGAGCCCAGCACGCAGCCCUCUGCCAGCACUGCCACAGUCACAGACAAGCCUGCCAGCUCUGUGUCAGAUGACGAGAUGCCCGUUCUCGUGAAGAUGACUUACUCUCCACCGUGCAGUCCAAAAGUGGCCAACCCCUGCUCAUCCUCUGAAACUAGCAAAAAACCUCAUCCAAGUGCUGUAAAAUUGGAAGAAAACUUCAAACCGUUGCAGGACAAGAAGAAGUAUCGGCAUAGACCCGAACCUCUCUUCAUACCUCCUCCUUCCUUCAACCUCAGCAUGUCCCACUCCGGUGCCACUCUGUACCAGAGCCAGCUUCGCUCUCCCCGUGUUCUGGGCGAUCACCUGCUGGACCGGACACACGAGCUGCCCCCCUACACUCCGCCACCGAUGCUCAGCCCCGUCCGGCAAGGCUCUGGUCUCUUCAGCAGUGUUCUCACUUCUCACAGCACAUCGCAUGCUCAGCUGCCACUUACUCCACUGACACCCACUCCACGGGUGCUCCUGUGUCGGUCUAAUAGUAUUGAUGGAAGUGUCAUUCCGGUGACGCCUGGGCCUGGAGAACAGACUGUUGAACCGCGGAUCAAUAUUGGGUCCAGGUUCCAGGCUGACAUUCCUGAGCUGCAGGACAGAUUGCUAAUGGAGAAAGACGUGCACAAGGCUACUUUGGUUUGGAAACCAUGGCCAGAACUGGAGAACAAAGUCUUCCAACAAAGAGUGGAAGACCUUUUAAAUAUGAGCUGUUCCAGUGUGUUACCUGGUGGAGGAACUAACUCAGAAUACGCUUUGCACUCUCUCUUUGAAGCAAAAGGAGAUAUUAUGGUUGCUCUUGAAAAGCUGCUAUUGCGAAAGCCAGUGAGACUGAAGUGUCACCCUUUGGCAAAUUACCACUAUGCCGGCUCUGACAAAUGGACGCAUCAAGAAAGGAGACUGUUCAAAGAGGCAUUGUCCACCUACAGCAAAGAUUUCAUAUUUGUACAGAAAAUGGUUAAGUCUAAGACAGUUGCACAAUGUGUGGAAUACUACUAUACCUGGAAGAAAAUCUUGCGUUUGGGACGGAAACACAGAACGCGUUUAGAGAAGAAAAGAGAUGAAUGUUUGACAAGUGGAGAAGAGGAAGUGUUAGAAGAAGAUGAGGAGAUCGAAGACGACAGAAAGGAAGAAAGGGAAAUGCAGAAGUCACCGGACCCACCAGCAAUCUCUCUUGUUGGACCCAUAGAUCUACCUGCCGUUCAGGGUCUUUCACUGUCUUCAUCCUCCUUCAUCUGUGAAAUGCCAAACUGUGGUGCUGUGUUCAGUUCCCGACAAGCGCUGAAUGGCCACGCGCGCAUUCACGGAGGUACGAACCAGGUGACGAAAACACGCUGCACCUUUUCCGGCACUAAGCAGAAAUCUGGUACGCAGAGCGGAUACUGCUCCAUCAAGAGCUCACCUGCCCACAGCACAACAAGCGGCGAGACCGACCCGACGACAAUUUUUCCUUGCAAGGAGUGUGGCAAGGUCUUCUUCAAAAUCAAAAGCCGCAAUGCUCAUAUGAAGACUCACAGACAACAAGAAGAACAGCAAAGGCAGAAGGCUCAGAAAGCUGCUGUGGCAGCAGAAAUGGCAGCCACUAUUGCAAGAACUACUGGGCCAGCUGGGCAUAGUUUGAUCCCCCUGGAUCACAUGAGUUUGGUUAAACACGUUGAAAAUGUUGGUGACAUUGACGAUGAUGUUGUUCCGGAUCUGGGUGAUGUCAUGGAAGAGAAUGAAGUCAUGGAUGCUGACCUUUUACUGGAUGAUGAAGAUCCAGAUCUACUGCAGGAUGAUGCUGAGUUGUAAAUAAAGUUGUUUGACAGACAGCUACUGAGCACACCCUGAAUGGAUCAAUCAGGAAACAUGGACUGCUUGUUUAUUCCCACUGAUUGUAAACUACCUGUUGAAAAUUAUAAUUCUUUUAUCCAGGUCUAGAAAAAAAAAAAAAAAUCUGCUUUUUUCCCUUUUUUUUUUUUUUAUUAAUUUGUGUUUUGGGGGAAGAAAUAAAUAAUUGGUACAAAUAUUCUUAUAA
Hirundo rustica (Barn swallow) is the source of this 4256-nucleotide messenger RNA. RefSeq names its product transcriptional regulating factor 1 (gene TRERF1). Bases 551 to 4030 code for a protein of 1159 amino acids. The record is from RefSeq and is a predicted model, not a curated record. Gene Ontology annotation, biological process: regulation of transcription by RNA polymerase II; negative regulation of DNA-templated transcription. Gene Ontology annotation, molecular function: transcription corepressor activity. Lineage: Eukaryota; Metazoa; Chordata; Aves; Passeriformes; Hirundinidae. The transcript is spliced from 17 exons. Gene Ontology annotation, cellular component: histone deacetylase complex; transcription regulator complex.